Molecule: messenger RNA, 238 nt
Organism: Gloeophyllum trabeum ATCC 11539
Lineage: Eukaryota; Fungi; Basidiomycota; Agaricomycetes; Gloeophyllales; Gloeophyllaceae
Exons: 1
Coding region: 20-190 (56 amino acids)
Source: RefSeq, a predicted model, not a curated record
AUGAGAGGAAGCAAAGAGUAUGAGCGGCAGCGUCCGGAGGCGCGUAGGUGCUGAGAAGGUGCAGACUCCUGCCUUGCGUUUGUAUCGUGGGGAUAUGGUCGUUCAUAUGGGAGCAUUUCAGACGGAACGUUUUAUUUGGCGUCAUGGACAGGAAUUGGGACGCAUUCCUCCAAUUUGGUUCGCAAGGUAAGGUGAAUGCCUCAACGUGGACAUAUGCCGAUUCGGUAUCACCCCCGCG